AUCAUUGUCAUAGAGGCAUACAUGACUCUCAGAGAUCGUGGUUCCUAUCUUGCUGCUCAGGUCGUGAGAGAUUUUCAAGGCAAAUUUGCGUUUAUUCCGUUUGACAGUGAUUCUAAAACCGCGUUUAUUGCUGCAGAUGCUGAUGGGUGUGUUCCUUUCUUUUGGAGAGCUGAUGUUGAUGGAAAUCUUGUUCUUGCAGAUGAGAAAGAGGUUGUAACUAAGAGCUGUGGGACAUCUUCUGCACCAUUUUCUAAAGGAUUCUUAUUUACAACAUCCAGAGGUUUGAGCAAUUUUGAGCAUCCACUUAAUGAGGUAAAGUCCAUCCCAAGAGUUGACAGUUCUGGUCAGGUGUGUGGUGCAACUUUCAAAGUGGAUAAGGCUAAGAAGGAAUCAACUAGCAUGUCAAGGGUUGGGAGUGCUGCUAACUGGUUGAAUAAUAUCUAA
Molecule: messenger RNA, 444 nt
Organism: Arachis duranensis
Lineage: Eukaryota; Viridiplantae; Streptophyta; Magnoliopsida; Fabales; Fabaceae
Exons: 3
Source: RefSeq, a predicted model, not a curated record